Drosophila biarmipes is the source of this 2371-nucleotide messenger RNA. Its product is annotated as protein TAPT1 homolog. Gene Ontology annotation, biological process: maintenance of protein localization in endoplasmic reticulum; positive regulation of cilium assembly. Lineage: Eukaryota; Metazoa; Arthropoda; Insecta; Diptera; Drosophilidae. Gene Ontology annotation, cellular component: ciliary basal body; endoplasmic reticulum membrane. Bases 89 to 2104 code for a protein of 671 amino acids. The transcript has 3 exons. The record is from RefSeq and is a predicted model, not a curated record.
UAGUACAUUUCCAAUAGCUGCUGUUUCACCCAGACAUUUCUAGCUCGUCUCGUUGUUAUUAUUUUAUGGAUUCCACAUACCGUACUUAAUGAACACCUCACUCAAUUCGGCGGCCGGCAAGCGCCAGCUGCGCUUCCGCGGAGACAUGACCAGCAGCCGCGUGGAGGAACUGCACCAUCAGCAGGAGGAGAUCAAGCAGAAGGCGCCGCUCGCCCAGGAUGACGUUGCAGCGGCGUCGACUGCGACGCCGGCAGCGGCAGCGGCGCAGCAGCGACUGCAGAGCGGAACCACAGAGACCUGCACCAACACAUUCUUCGACUUCUUCAAGGUGGAGAUGACACGCGGCUACAUGCUGGAGCACGACGAGGAGCGCUAUUCGGCGCGCCGGCAGAAGAUCUACAGCUUCAUGCGCAUACCACGAGAUCUGGAGCGGUUCAUGGUGUACGGCAUCAUGCAGUGUGCCGACUCCUUCCUGUACAUCCACACCUUUCUGCCUGUCCGAUUCCUGAUGGCCAUUUGGGCCCUGGUCUCCAGAACGGUGGCGCGCAUCUUUCGCCUUCGCAGCAGCGGACAAAGGCUGCUGUCGCCGGCGGAAAUCUGCGAUCUGCUCAAGGGCUUCAUCUGGAUGACGGUGACGCUGAUUAUGCUCUUGGUGGACACGAAUCGUGUGUACCACAUCAUCAAGUCGCAGUCAAUCAUCAAGCUGUAUAUAUUCUACAACAUGCUGGAGGUGGGCGACCGACUGUUGUCCGCUUUUGGUCAGGACACCAUAGAUGCUCUCUUCUGGACAGCCACCGAACCAAAGACAUCAAAGAGGGAGCAUUUUGGAGUACUCACGCACGUUCUUUUCACUCUAAUCUAUGUGUUUUUGCACAGCGGACUGAUUAUGUUCCAGGCCACCUGUUUGAAUGUGGCAGUGAACUCAAACAACAAGGGACUGCUGACCAUCAUGAUAUCGAACAACUUCGUGGAGCUCAAGGGGUCUGUGUUCAAAAAGUUCGACAAGAACAACCUGUUCCAGCUGACCUGCAGCGACGUGAGGGAGCGCUUCCACCUUUCAGUGCUGCUGUUCAUUGUGGUCAUCCAGACCAUGAAGGAGUUCGACUGGAGCAUCACCCAGUUCUGUGUCAUGUUGCCCGACUGCUUUGCCGUGCUGUUUACGGAAAUCCUCAUUGACUGGGUGAAGCAUGCGUUCAUCACGAGAUUCAACGAGCUGCCGGAGAGCAUCUACAGAGAGUACACCACCAGUUUGGCCUACGAUAUGACCCAAACGCGACAAAAGCACGCCUUCUCGGACCACUCGGAUUUGGUGGCCAGACGCAUGGGCUUCAUACCCUUUCCCCUGGCAGUGGUUUUGAUAAAAGCCAUCUACACGGCGGUGUCUUUCGAAAACCUGGCUGCCUGGCUACUCUUCCUUCUCGCCUAUCUGUUUGCCAUGGGCCUGAGGAUUUGCCUGACCAUAUGUGCCCUGGGCAAGGCCUGCAAGCUAAUGAAGGAGCAUCAGACUGAGCGGAAUAGUUCAACGCCGAGUAGCAUGACCAAUGUGCCUGUUAUAGGAGGUCCAGCUGCCUCUGUACCAACGACUUCGAUGGGCGGCCAGAAUCACAAUAAUAAUAAUAACAAUAGUAUUGGCUCGAAGCCAGCACAAGUGACCACGCUGUUGACCCCGCCCAGUGCCGCAAAUCUCGAUGUGAGCAAGAAUUUCUCCCGUGUCUCGAUAGCCUCAACGUCCACGCCAAAGAAAGCGGUCAGUGAGCAAGAGCUGGAUGUGACCAACUCCCUGGAACUGGGCGCAACAGCUCUCUUCUCCAACAGCGAUGUGGAUUUGGAUGAUGUGUGCCUCAACGAGCAGGUGACCAAUACCAAUGCCAGUUCAGCCGUCCAGGAGGUCUACCAGGAGCAGGACCUGGUGCGCAGCCAGCCGGAUCUGAUGCUGCUCAACCAUUCCGGCGGCGGAGAGGCGAGCCCCAAGGCCAAGCAGGCCACCCAGCGGCUGCCGAAGCGAACGCACAAGCGAUCCGAAUCGGAACCGGGCAUGCCCAGCAUGGCGGAGAAGGGAGCGAAUUCCGUACUCGCGGGCGGCAACCAAACGACUCAGCUGUAGCCAUAAAUCGAUGCUAACUUAUUAUUAUUUUUCAUUUUACUUUGUACGUAGUUACGUUUUCGAUCUUUUGUGUAUCGCUUAAUGGCUCUCUUGUAACGCUAAGUGAGCAUGGAUUUAAGAAUGUAUUUUAGGUUGUAGCUGAAAAUAUGUUCUGUCUAGAGUAUCAAACUGUGCCUCAAAAUCAAUUAGAGGGUGUGACGAUUGCACAUUUAAAACUACCAAAUUGGCUGUUACCAAGCACUUUAAAAAUAAAUUUAAUAUGACAGA